GUGCCUUGGAAGAAUGAUACGGGUCCGUCAAGGACUGAGGGGAGAAGCACCUUCUUCACACGGAACUGCAGUGGCCUCAGUCCAGAGGUCCUUGCUGAGACUCUUGCAUGGGCGUCCGAUACAGGGGCAUCGUUUUUCGCGUUGCAAGAAACGCACUGGAACUUCACAUCGGAUUGGCGAUCCGAUGGGUGGCUGUUCGUGCAUUCAUCUGCUCCGAAGCCAAAGUCUGGUGGGGUACUGUUUGCCAUACGCUCUGAUAUGGUGGAAGCUGCAUCUGUGCGAUGGUCGGAGUUGGUGCCUGGUCGCCUUUUACACGUGCGAUGCCUACACCAGAAACAGGCAGUUGAUUCCCUCACGCUUUACCAGCAUGUCAAGACCCGAGGUGACACGUCAGAUCUGCGUACCAACCUUGGACAACGGGAUGGUGUAUGGCGUGCGCUUGAGAAGGCGCUAUCGGCCAUACCAUGGAGGUCGUACGUGGUGCUGGCUGGUGACUUCAACACAAACUUCUCCUUUGGUUCUGACAUACGUUCACCCAAACGGAUCAAGCUUCAUCGACUUUGUGAUGGUCAGGAGGCCAGUAGCGGACGCGAGGGCAAGGAAAGCCUGUGCAAUACGGGCGCCUCUGGCGUCCUGGAGGACAGUCGGUCACAGACCGGUGAUGGCCAGUCUGCGCCUGGAAUGGAGGCUGUGACCAGAUUCAACAUUUUGUCCAGUGUUCUUCGGACUACUAGCAAGUUCAGUGAAAGAAAUCGUGUACGCAUAUACAAAUGCUGCGUGUGGGCCUCACUGCGCUAUGGCCUUUUUGCCACGGGUCUAAACCAGGCAGGCUUUAACCGGGUGGUCGCCGCCAUUUGCGCACAGCUCCGGAAGGUCCUACGAGUACACGAACAUGGCGUCUCCAAUCAGCAGGUGCUUCGGAGAGCUGACCUUGAUCCCAUGCAGUUCUUGGUAGACAGUGGAGGUGUUUUGGUAGAGCGCAUUUCGGACGAUACCACCAGGCCAUCGGAGAUUCUGAGCAUCGAGAAAGCAACCGCGGAGGAGAACCUGCAGGUUUUGACUGCUAUUCUUGUCAAUCAGCAGGGGUGGAGUUCAACCGUGGAUCUCAUUCACUUUUCGGAGUUCCCUUUUGUCGACUAUGCAGAAGGCAUUUGCAUGAUUGGAGCUCUAUGGCGAAACACAUCACAGCAGGAACGUGUCAUGGAGCAAGAACAGCUCGAUCCGCCCAAAGCGCCGAUCGAAAUGCCGGAGGUAGAGGAUAUUGGUGAGUAUGCGGAGUGGAUGGAUGCGCUGGCCAUUCGUGAACUCCAUGGCUUAAGUGGCAUGGCAGAAGCGAGGAAGGAGUCACAGCCUACUCGACCUCGACAAGACAAGGCAGACCCGCAGUACAUGCGCUUUGAUGUUGCGCAAACUCCGUUGGGCCCCCAGAUCCUCAUCCGAACAGCGCGGCAGGAGCCGUUCCUCUUUCAGAUUUUCGUCUGGCUCACUCUGGGUUGGCGGUUCGGGCCCGUACAGCAGGAUGCUGCUGAGUUCUCCAGCCAAAUACUCACGAGGCUUGAGGGGCAGUGUCUUUGGCAGUCGCGGAUUGAAGAGGUAGAGGGCAUCAGAAUUACGGACACAGGCGCCUUCCUUUUCCUCUCCAUGCCAACAGCUCCUUCCACGUUGCAGGAUUUGAUUGAGGCGUGGACCUUUCAGCGCCAUGUAUAUGGUUUGACGGGUGAGUGGCCAAGGGUCCCUGUGGUUCUUGGCAGGUAUGCGGGACGGGCCAAAAACCAGGCCAGAGUAGCUUUCGACGGUGAUGUGAUGCUCCCAGUGUUUGGUGAGGGUAGACUUCUACGCCAAGCACGAUAUCAGGUUUUGGCUGCGCUGGUUCACCUUGGAGAGCGUCCCACUUCGGGCCACUACCGCUCGCUGCUUAGAGAUGGGGAUGCAUGGUACUACUCAGAUGAUGCAACACCCUGCACUCGCACCAGCUUGACGCGGGAGCACGCAUGCAAUGUAUACCUUCUGUGGCUGGUCAAGCGGGGCAUGUAG
Messenger RNA from Symbiodinium pilosum, 2034 nucleotides. Lineage: Eukaryota; Dinophyceae; Suessiales; Symbiodiniaceae. The record is from the annotation of a GenBank genome assembly.